AUGUCUAUACAUUAUUAUUAGUGAUUUAUUAUAUUGAAUAUAAUAGACAUUUUACAAAAAACAAACAUAUUGAAUAUAAUUUAUUUAUUAUAUUUAUCAUUUAAUGGGAGUUUGCUCUGGGAAACAGCAACCAAUUAGACAAAACAAACAACAUUUAAGCGAAAUAAAAAGAUUUGCUAAACAAAACAUAAGAUAGUUUUACCGAUUUGGAAAGGUUUUAGGAUCAGGAAGUUUCGGUACUGUAAAAGUGGGUUUCAGUGUCAGAGAUUCAAAAGCCUUUGCAAUAAAGACUAUUCAUAAAGUAAACACGAUGGUCCAAGUAGUAUCGAAUGCGAGAAUAAUUCUACCUUGUACUUAGAGAGUUAGACAUCCUUACACAAUUGGAUCAUCCAAAUAUCAUUAAAGUAUUUGAGGAAUAUGAAGAUGACAUGUAUUAUCAUUUUGUGAUGGAAUAUUGUAGUGGAGGAGAAUUGUUAGAAAGGAUAGUGGAGUAAGGUAUAUUAAACAACAUUAUAAUUAAUUUUAGGUUAUAUUGGAGAAUCUGAAUCCAAAGUUAUUAUGUAACAAUUGUUUUCAGCAAUUAAUUAUCUUCAUUCUAUGGGAAUAGCUCAUAGAGAUCUAAAACCAGAAAAUAUUCUGUUUGCCUCAAAGGAAAAAGAUGCUCCAAUAAAGGUAAUAGAUUUUGGUUUGAGCAAGAAAUUUAGAAAUAUUAAUUAAAAGCUUUAGAGAAUGAAUAGUAAGGUAGGGACUCCAAUAUAUGUAGCACCUGAAAUCAUAUCCGGAGAGUAAAGAUUAAUUUAAUUAUAGUUAUUCUUUUUAAUGUGAUGAAUGGUCUUUAGGUUGUAUCAUGCAUGUAUUGCUUUGUGGAAAUCCACCAUUCUAGGCUAAGAAAUUAGAUAAGUUAGAAGUUUAAAUCAAAUAUUCUGAUGUUGAUUUCUCUUUUUCUGUAUUUGAUCAUGUAUCUUCUGAUGCUAAGGAUUUGAUUAAAAACUUAUUAAUAAAAUAACCUAAAAAGAGAAUUACCUGUGAAAAAGCAUUAGAACAUUAAUGGUUUAAAAAUAUGAAAUAAAGUUCACAUUAAUCAAAAUUAACCAAUAAUGAUCAUUAAAAAAUAAUCAGAUUAUUACAUACUUAUGCCAAUUCAUCUAAAUUAAAAAAAGAAACACUUAAAAUAUUAAUAAAUUAACUUACAUAAAGUCAAAUAUCUUAAUUAAAAGAAGUCUUUAUUUCUUAUGAUAAGGAUUGCAAUGGUACAAUCUCUAUUUAAGAAUUAUUAUAAAUUAUGGCAAAUCUAGGAUUUAAGAAAAGUGAAGAGGAAAUUGUUUAAAUGAUUAAAAAAUUUAAUAAUAUUAAUCCUUCUAAUGAUGAUAUUACCUAAGAUACAUAAAUUACUUAUACUUCAUUUUUGAGUGCUUUAGUGAAUUGUAAAAGUUUUUUAAACAAAGAAAGAUUAUGGAAUCUAUUCAAAUAUUUUGAUAGUGAUAAUAAAAAUUUUAUUACAAUAGAGGAUGUGAGGAAAGCCUUUGAGAGAGAAGGAAGACAAUUAUCUUAAUCGAAAUUGAUUUCUUUAUUUUAAGAAAUAAUGUAAAAUGAGGAACAAAAAACAAUUGAUUUUGAGUAGUUUUGUUAAAUGAUGUAAGAUAAUUUAUAUAACAGUAAUCAUGAUAAAAACAAUCUGGAAUAAGAAUUAGAUUGCUUUGAAAAUUGA
Paramecium primaurelia is the source of this 1708-nucleotide messenger RNA. The record is from the annotation of a GenBank genome assembly. NCBI's taxonomy places the organism in Eukaryota, Ciliophora, Oligohymenophorea, Peniculida, Parameciidae.